AUGCGACAUGCGGCUGUAUCCCCCACACAAGUCCUCAUCCUCAACAUUUCCUCCGGUCGUAUGGAUGGGUUGUCAUGGACAUCUGUGGUCCAGUCCACCUCACGCGGCCGAUACUCUGCAUGGCGCGUUGUGCUGGCCUUCCAAGGCUGGUGCCUUAACCUUGCCUAUCAGGCAGACACUAACAACUGCGCCGACUUCAACCCUUACAUCAUAUACCUUCCCUGCUCCUGCUUCAUGGAGCCAGUUGUUCCACAACCUGCGUGUACCUGGAUGUACGUCUGGGAAUCAGUCAUCAGUUGCUUCAAGUCCAUGAGCUGUCAUGAUGAAGAUACUGUCUUUGACUCAGAGGUUGAGAUGGGCAGCAUGGGGGAGAGUGGUGAGAUGGGUAUCUGA
Messenger RNA from Rhodofomes roseus, 393 nucleotides. RefSeq lists its product as uncharacterized. The record is from RefSeq and is a predicted model, not a curated record. Bases 1 to 393 code for a protein of 130 amino acids. The transcript is spliced from 3 exons. NCBI's taxonomy places the organism in Eukaryota, Fungi, Basidiomycota, Agaricomycetes, Polyporales, Fomitopsidaceae.